Molecule: messenger RNA, 2145 nt
Organism: Zasmidium cellare ATCC 36951
Lineage: Eukaryota; Fungi; Ascomycota; Dothideomycetes; Mycosphaerellales; Mycosphaerellaceae
Exons: 1
Coding region: 1-2145 (714 amino acids)
Biological process (GO): mismatch repair
Cellular component (GO): MutLalpha complex
Molecular function (GO): mismatched DNA binding; ATP binding; ATP hydrolysis activity
Source: RefSeq, a predicted model, not a curated record
AUGGACGUCCACAUGUCCUCGUCACCGCCGCGAGGUACCAAGCGCAAGGCCGAUGAGCUCGAACCGCCACGCCGGAUCCGUGCACUGCACCAAGAUGUGGUCAACAAGAUCGCUGCCGGAGAGAUCAUUGUGGCUCCUGUCCACGCCCUCAAGGAACUGAUUGAGAACGCCGUUGAUGCUGGCUCAACAAGCUUGGAGAUUGUCGUCAAGGAUGGUGGUCUCAAGCUUCUUCAGAUCACCGACAAUGGCUCCGGCAUCAGCAAGGACGAUCUGCCCAUUCUCUGCGAGAGGUUCACGACGUCCAAGUUGAAGGCAUUCGAGGAUCUUCAGGCUAUCGGUACCUAUGGUUUCCGUGGCGAGGCUCUUGCAAGUAUCAGCCACAUCGCCCAUCUUGCCGUCACUACCAAGACUGCAGAUUCCAGUUGCGCCUGGAAAGCCCACUACGCCGGCGGCAAGCUCACGCCUGCGAAGGCUGGUCAAAAUGCCGAUCCCAAGGCUUGUGCUGGCCGACAAGGGACUCAAAUCACCGUUGAGGACCUCUUUUACAAUGUUCCAACUCGUCGUCGCGCCUUCCGUUCAUCAAGCGAGGAGUACGCUAAGAUAGCCGAUCUCGUCGGCAAGUACGCAGUCCAUUGUCAGGGUGUAGCCUUCUCUUGCAAAAAGCAUGGCGACUCUGGUGCUGGGAUCGCUGUCCCGGCCACUGCAAGCAUUCGUGAUCGCAUUCGCCUCACGCACAACAAUGCAGUUGCGAACGACUUGAUCGAUUUUCAGCUUACGAAUGAACAGUAUGGCUUCAAGGCGGACGCUCUUGUCAGCAAUGCAAACCACAGUGCCAAGCGGACUACGUUCCUGCUAUUUAUCAACCAUCGAUCCGUGGACUCGUCUGCGAUCAAGAAGGCCGUCGAACAGACAUACGCUGCGUUCCUACCCAAGGGUGGGAAGCCCUUUGUUUACCUCAGUCUCGAAAUCGACCCGGCCCGUGUGGAUGUCAACGUGCACCCGACGAAGCGCGAGGUCAACUUUCUGAACGAAGAGGAGAUCAUUGAGCUGGUCUGCGACGACAUUCGCCAGCGUCUCGGUAAAGUCGACACAAGCCGAACUUUCAUGACACAAAGUCUCUUGAGCGGCGCAAAGACGCCCACCAUCUCGAAGUUGAACACGGUCCCCGAGGGACCUUCAGCAUCAUCGCCUGCUCUUCAACGUUCUGCGACUAUGCAGAGCAGCACACGAAAACCAUAUGAGAACAGCUUGGUUCGGACUGAUGCGAAGACACGGAAGAUCACCGCCAUGUUGCCACAAGCUCAGAGGGCUGCUUCGCCCUCGAGAGAACUUGCCUCGGACGGAGUUGAAUACGAGUAUACGGACAAGGAGGCAACUAUUUGUCGUUUGACAACCAUCAAGGAGCUCAGAGCCUCGGUCAGAGAGUGCAUGCACAACGAGCUGACGGACACGUUCGCCAAUCAUACGUUUGUGGGAAUCGCUGAUGCCACCAGACGCAUUGCAGCUAUCCAAGGCGGGGUUAGGCUUUUCCUCGUCGACUACGGUCUUGUUUCCGCGGAAUACUUCUAUCAGCUAGGUCUCACUGACUUCGGAAACUACGGCGCAAUACGCUUCAAUCCACCGAUGUCUCUGCACGACCUCGUUGGGAUCGGCGUGGCCCAGGCAAAGGCGUUGGAACCAGACAACGUGGCAAUUGAGUGGGAUAACGUUGUUCCUGCCGUAGUCAACCAGCUGAUCUCCCGCAAAGACAUGCUGUCGGAGUAUUUCGCUCUGGAAAUAUCUGCAGACGGCGACUUGCUCACCAUUCCACUUCUCUUGAAGGGGUACAUGCCCUCCUUGGCCAAAUUGCCGAACUUCUUGCUUCGACUUGGACCCCACGUGGACUGGACAGACGAGAAGGGCUGUUUCCAAAGUUUUUUGCGAGAGCUCGCGAGUUUCUACACUCCUGAGGCACUGCCAGCACCACUAAUCGAAGGAGGCGAAGAUGAAGAGAUUGCCGAGAGAAGACGCCACUUACACCGUGCCGUCGAGAAUGUGCUCUUCCCAGCAUUCAAGGCAAGACUGGUGGCUACGAAGGGCCUUCUGAAAGGUGUGAUCGAGGUUGCCAACCUCAAAGGCCUGUACCGAAUCUUCGAGCGGUGUUGA